GUUACAUUCCAUCAUCAUUCUAAGGCUAGAGUCCGACGUUGUCUUGAGUAGAUGCUAACAUUCAUAUCCCGACAUCCAGACUUCUUCUCAAAGAUACAAAUGGAAAUUGAAAAUUACCCGGAACUAUUAGCUGAUCCUGUAUCUAUCUCUAUUUUGAGAUACCCUAUUUUACGAUUAUCAUUUUAUUUUUCGUUGUUAUCUGUCUCAACUCCUGAGUGAUGUAUGAUCAUACGGUCUGACGGCCAACUUAGACAACAGACAGAAUGUUGACCUCCAUUUCACAGGGCGACGUUCACCGGUUAUGGAUUUAGGAUAGGGCUCAACUGAAGUAUAUCCCGGUGUGUCUGGUUGGGCUGCAAAUCACGCAACUUUUCUAGAACCAAAAUAAUAUUGGUCAUGGAACAGUAGGUGCCGUUGCUCUACCUCUACUAGGGUCUAGAAACAUCAGGUGAGGCUCAAGGCGACUAUGUCGGUCUAGUGGUUCCGGUGUGGCAGAAUGGGUCCUUCCAUACUCACUCAGGAGUAAGUUGAUGAUAGGAGACUGGAAGGUCUUGUUCAGAGUUCGAAAUAGAGACCCCUUUUCUAGCUGCGUAGCUUUC
Messenger RNA from Aspergillus alliaceus, 599 nucleotides. RefSeq lists its product as uncharacterized. Lineage: Eukaryota; Fungi; Ascomycota; Eurotiomycetes; Eurotiales; Aspergillaceae. The transcript has 2 exons. The record is from RefSeq and is a predicted model, not a curated record. Bases 52 to 219 code for a protein of 55 amino acids.